Maniola jurtina (meadow brown) is the source of this 816-nucleotide messenger RNA. RefSeq lists its product as uncharacterized. The transcript is spliced from 4 exons. Lineage: Eukaryota; Metazoa; Arthropoda; Insecta; Lepidoptera; Nymphalidae. The coding region runs from base 1 to 816 and encodes 271 amino acids. The record is from RefSeq and is a predicted model, not a curated record.
AUGCCACAGUUCACGACAUUUAUCAUUGGUUUGGGUGUACCAGUUGAUUUGAAAGAGGCAUCUGUCACAGUUGGUACAGUAAUUAAAUUUCAAUAUGAUUUACCCACAAACAGUUCUGAAUACACAAGCAGAAUCUACGGAUUUGCUAACACAGUUUCAAGGGAUAUGGAUGGUGAUGGACAUUCUGAAGAAGAAGAUAAAAAUAGUAAAGAAAAUGAAAUAGACGCAAAUAUUUCAAAAGAUUUUAAGAUAGUCGACAAGACUACUUUGGAUAAUAGAUUUGAGAAUGACAAUGAUACUUUAGUCGAUUUAACUUUUGAUGAUAGAAGAAAACGAUCGCUUAUUUAUUCUGAAGGAGGUUUAAUCAAUGAUUUAGAAGAGACAGAUGUAAAAACAGAAGUUCCAUUGCAAGAAGCAAUAAGACGGCAAGAGUUACUGGAUAAAACACAUCAAAACGAAUAUCCAGAGCCUCAAAGAAUGAAUAGAUGGGACUUCUAUAAAAUUAUUGAACACAUGAUCGAAAGGUACGGAUAUUCGGGGAGACCUUGCCUGCUACGAACCAUCUGCGAGGCAGCCGAGGUGCCUUUCACAUACGAGAACGGGUUGCUUGGAGAAAUUGGCCAUAUAUUAUUCACGCCUUCAACUACCAAAGACGUCCUCUCCCAUCAUACGGACAACGAGUACCAUGCAGCAGAAAGACUCGGCAGGGAUGUAGGCAUGGACUGUGAGACCAUGUUCCCGGAAUGCGAGUCUUCUAUCCUGGAUACCUUCACUGGAAUUGGGAUCGACACGCUGCACAAGUUUGGACUGUAUUGA